Centrocercus urophasianus (Greater sage-grouse) is the source of this 7163-nucleotide messenger RNA. RefSeq names its product ethanolamine kinase 1 (gene ETNK1). NCBI's taxonomy places the organism in Eukaryota, Metazoa, Chordata, Aves, Galliformes, Phasianidae. Gene Ontology annotation, biological process: phosphatidylethanolamine biosynthetic process. The coding region runs from base 108 to 1199 and encodes 363 amino acids. Gene Ontology annotation, molecular function: ethanolamine kinase activity. Gene Ontology annotation, cellular component: cytoplasm. The record is from RefSeq and is a predicted model, not a curated record. The transcript has 8 exons.
GCCGCUUUAUCGAGAGCCCAAGUGGAAAUUUCCCCCUCAGUUGCCGGCUCCACCGCGGAGGAGACAUCAGAGCUAGCUGCGCGUCCUUGUCGUUCUCGCCCGCAGCCAUGUCUAACUACAUCCACGUCCCGCCCGGCUCCCCGGAGGUGCCUAAGCUGGACAUCACCGUCAGCGAGCGGGAGGGGCCCGGCUGCCGCCAGGGCGCCCUGCAGCUGCUGCGCCGCCUGCGGCCCCAUUGGAGACCCGAGGAGGUGACGCUGCAGCUGUUUACUGAUGGAAUCACCAAUAAAUUAAUUGGCUGCUACGUGGGUGACAUAACAGAUGAUGUAGUUCUAGUUAGGAUCUAUGGAAACAAGACUGAGCUCUUAGUUGACCGUGAUGAAGAAGUGAAGAGUUUCCGUGUGUUGCAGGCCCAUGGCUGUGCACCUCAGCUGUACUGUACUUUCAACAAUGGCUUGUGCUACGAGUUCAUGCAGGGAGAAGCCCUGGAUCCUGAGCAUGUAUGCAAUCCUGAUAUUUUCAGACUCAUUGCCAGACAGCUUGCUAAAAUCCAUACUAUCCAUGCUCACAAUGGAUGGAUCCCUAAAUCUAACCUGUGGCUGAAGAUGGGGAAAUACUUCUCUCUUAUACCCACGGAGUUUGCAGAUGAGGAAGUGAAUAAAAGGUUUUUAAGUGAAAUUCCAAGUCCUCAAGUUCUUCAGGAAGAGAUGGCCUGGAUGAAGGAAAGACUGUCAAAUUUAGGAUCACCAGUGGUACUCUGUCACAAUGACCUGUUGUGUAAGAAUAUUAUUUACAACAAGAAACGAGGUGAUGUGCAGUUCAUAGACUAUGAGUACUCUGGAUACAACUACCUGGCUUAUGACAUUGGCAAUCACUUCAAUGAAUUUGCAGGAGUAAAUGAAGUAGACUACAGUCUUUAUCCCAACAGAAAAUUGCAGGAACAGUGGCUGAGAUCUUACCUCGAGGCCUACAAAGAAUAUAAAGGAUUUGGCACAGAAGUCAGUGAAAAAGAAGUUGAAGUUCUAUAUGUUCAAGUCAAUCAAUUUGCACUGGCUUCCCACUUCUUUUGGGGAUUGUGGGCUCUAAUUCAAGCCAAAUAUUCCACCAUUGACUUUGAUUUUCUAGGGUAUGCAAUUGUUCGUUUUAACCAAUAUUUCAAAAUGAAGCUGGAGGUCAUGAUGUUAACUCUCCCAGAGUAAAGAAGAGUAAACUUACCAAGUGGAUAGAGAAUCCCUGAAUCUUUUCUGAACGGAUACUGGAAAAAAAGUUAAACAUUUGUUGAAGUUCUGUAAUGCUCACUUGGUGGUUCUUGCUUUAUAAAUAAUGCCUCUAAACAGUCCUUCAAUGUUAAAUUUAAUAUGAAGAGCAUACGUACUGCUGUUGAUAUAAAAUGGAUUAGAAAUUUGCUAAAUCUGAAAAACUUGUAGAAAUGGCAAUUUAAUCCUUUUUUGUAAUUUAACAUGUUGUAUGUGAAAUAUUUAUUUUAAGUUUAACAUGAUUCCAUUGCUGCUUUCAUCAGUUUUUGUAAAAGUUGGGUGCAGAUGGUGAAGUUUUUCCAAAGGAUUUGUUUAACAACUUGUUUUAUUGAGCUGCAUUAACUUAUAUUAGGAUCUACACAGUCAGAGGAUGUCAACCUUUUAGAUCUGUACAGUCAAAAUGUGAGAUACUGGUCACAGGUGUGUAGUAACUAGGGGAAAAGGUUAGGAUGAUCUUUUUAAGUUUUUUUUUUUUUUAAUUUUAUAAAGAAAAAGGUAGCUUUCCAUCUUAUGGUACUUAUCUUUUGUAUAAGAAUCAGCCUUCUUGCUAAAGUGAUAAAUGAUGUUUUGACUUUCCUUUCUUUGUGUUAAGCUGUUGAAGCGUGAAUGUUCUGUGGCCAUCAAAUUCUUUUAGACUCCAUACCAUCACAGUGUUAGAUGGGAAGUGUACCAUCUCUAACUUCUGUGGGAAAGCUGCUUGCUUAUUAAGCGUACUUCUUAAACAAAAGACCACUGUUCAAAAUUUGUAUUAUUUUUUGAAACUUGAUUCAAAAUUUGAACACUAUUCUGGUCUCUGAUAUGCUUCAGCAGUAUCUGACGAAAUGGACUAUUGAACUGCAAAUUAGUGAGCAGAGAUCCUGUUGCACUGGGGAGCAAGACACUUAGGUUUACAGUUUGUUAUAUUGUAUAUUGUCUUUCCUUCUGCUUUGUCAUCAUCUAACCUUGGAUUCUAGUCUUAAAUGCUUGAUCCUGUUGUUGCAAAUUCUGUGAGUCUGUUUUUCUUCUGUGGCAGCAAAUUACGUUUCAAAAUCUCCAGUUUGAAGGAUAACAUGAAGAAGUAUGACUUGAACAAUGGGACUUUGAUAGUCACACACAGCUUUUUAAAGCUAUUAUACCAAGAAUGGCCUGGAUUGCAAAAUGUGAAUUGAAAAGAAGAUGUUUACUUAAGAAAACCAUAUGUAAGCUUAAGUGGAAAAGAGGCUUUAAAACUCUUUUAGAAGAGAUGGGGAGAAACAGCAAAAAUAAAACCAACAAGGCAAUUUGGAGUUGGGCAGGCAUAUACUCAGCUCUUGGGUGUACUCUGAAAAACUUUGCACUUUGGUCACUUAAGUGCCCACAUGUACAAAGUCUGUGUGUGCAUAUACACAUGCAGUCACAAACUUAGCUGAAGAGUAAAUAUUAUGGGGAGAAGCUCCAGCAAAGAUAUUUAUUCUAACUUGCUUUGUGACAUACUGUUGUGUGUGUGUGUAUAUAUACAUAUAAAUAACAUAUACAUACAUGUGUGCUUUAAAGCUUUUUUGAUUCUUUUAAUACAAAGAAGGUUGAUGUGAAUGAAGAAUUUUCACCUUGAACAACCAUUUUGAAUGGCAUUCUUUUUCUUUUUUUUUUUUUUUAAUAAAAGCAAGGGUUGGGUUUUCCCCUCUUGUUUAUAUUCAUCUCUGAAACUUUUCUUUUUUGUUGUUUUUUAAUUAUUUAGUCAAAACCUUAACUGUAAUGCAAUGGUAAAACUGGGCUUUAUUUUUUUUCUGUAACUUGAAGUUGGAUAACCCUUUUUGUUAGCAUUUGCUAGCUGGAGGCUAAUAUACUGGACAAACUAUCUUGGUAGUUAAAUAGAAAUGAAUAGCUAAAAUUGACAUUUAUAUUUUCUUUUGUAGCGGAUAUAGAGGAUGUUGCUAGAGCUCAUGAAAGCACUGAAGAUUCUCAUUUUCUGUAGUUUCCCCCUGUAGGCAUGAUUGACAUAUAUUGAGUAAUAGCCUGCUGUCUUUGUAGUCCCUUCAAGUAUGGCAUGAUCUCUUUGGAAGUAAGGUUGAUAAAGAUUUUAGAACUUGAUUUUUUUGUUUAUUUUCUUCAAAUGGUGUCUUUGUUUCUGGCAAUGUUGCUUUGUUUUUAAAAAAUGUGUAAGAGGCUGUGAAAUUCAGUUGGUUUUGGGAAGUCCAGCACUUGACAGAUCCUGUCUAACUUUCCCAACAGCUUGCAACCCACAUUCCCUUUUCAAGUACCAGUUCUAUUUAAGUUUGAAAUCAGUGUAACUUUUUUUCAUAGUGUUUUGUUUAUAUAGUUCAAGUAGCAAUAACUGUAGAAGUGGAAACUUAGAAACUUGCUUCUGCAGAACCAAAGCUCUUUGUGAACGCAGCUCAAUCUCAUUCUUAUGGAGUUAAUUUCCACUGAAUCUCCCAUAAAAGCACUUUCAAGCAGAUAGUAAAUACUGCAAGCUUUUUCUGAGCCAUUUUGAAGAAGCACAAGGAUUAUCACAGGUUAUAGUGGUCAACUUUGCAGUACUGAUAGAGGCUUUCAUUUUGCAUGUUGAAGUUCAUUUUACACACUUUAAUACUGCUUUGCAUCAGCUUUCUUUCAAGACAAGUACAGAAUAAAACAAUUCCUGAUACAAGGUUCAGAGAAAAUACUGUAAACUUUUCCAAAAUGAAAUGCCAGUUACCUUGAUUUUUGUACCACAUCACAUUUAGCCAGUAGCACUCAGAUAUUCUCAUUUGCAACAGAAUAUCUACAGAUGUAUUAAGUUUGAAGCAGUAGUUGUUUUCAAUAGCAUUGCAAAUAUUGAGGUAGCUCGAAACUGUGAAUACAGGACAUUCUGAAUGUAAGUUAGGUACUAAAGCACCAAACUAGAGAAUGUGUACUUGUUCUGAUUAGUUUCUCUCAGUCUCUUAAUAGCAACGUUAAGAUAUUUGAAGGAGGGCAAAAAAGACUGAGCUCUAGAAGCAUCCUGUAGUAGUUUUGACUGUGACUUGCCAAGAAGAUACUCUGUUGCCUUUAUGUUAAGCUAAGGGCAUAAAUGCCAAAAUUAAUAAUUCUUAUUGUAGUUAAACCUGUAAUGUAAAUAUAAAGAGGAUUAUUAAUAAUGGCAUUCUUGCAUAAAUAGCAUCAAGUCAAUAGACCAUAGUGGCCUGGUUGCUUUUGUAAAGCAGAAUAGUGUGAAUUUUUUUCUUCUCAUUUCUGCAGUCAGAUCUGGCUAAUCAGUGCUUAAUUUUUUAAGUCGUUUAAGCAUUACAGGUUUCUGAGUAGCUGAUCUGUUCUUACAUAAUUUUAAAUUCGUUUAUACGUCUUGAUUUGCAGUUUGGAAUUACCAAAUUCGUAUUAACCAGAUCUGACUGUGUAUGUAUAUAAAACAGUGUAAAUAACCAUUUGUAAAUUAGUGUGAAUUGUACUGUACCUUGCUUUUAUGGACUUGUGUAUUGCAUUGUAUUCUCUCCUAUUUUGUAGAAAUUUUGAUGUAAAGAAGAAAUCUAACUCUGUGUGCUGACUUCUUUUGUUAAAUUUAUCUGUAACAAAGCAUAGUAGUUACGUUCAGGUAUCCAUUUAUAGCCUUGGACACCCUGUGUCUUUUUUCCCUGCUACCUUUUUUAACAUCUUGCUCUUGGGAAUGAUUCUGGGGAAAAAAAAAGUAAUUCAUACAAUGCGGUAUAGGGAAGGCUGUUAAAAUUUUAAAAAAAUCCUAUACAUUCUUGAAUGCUGGUGACUUCUAAACCAUAAGCAUGUUGAAGUACUCUUAAGUGUGCGCUCCCGUGUGACAGCAAUUGAGUUAGUUGUGAUAGAAGUCUCCGAAUUUAAAUGUUUUUGGUGGAUAUAGACUUAAAAUAGGAUUAUAGUUGCUAACUUGUAAAUGCUUAUAAUAACCCCCUCAACCUCAGAUCACUCAAGUGGUUCUACCAGUCGCUUUCGUUCACACUAGAAUUAUUGUUAGUUUGCUUAGACUAUCUGAGACUUAGAUGAGCAGGUAUUUUUCCUGUGUGCACUGCUCUCCCUCUGCAACCUCCAAACCCUAAUUCAUUAGGGGAAACAUGAUUAUAAAAGCUUCCUUUCCAUACUUAAUCCAUAUUUUUUUAACUGGAAUUCUGUUCUGAUUUAUUAGUAUAUGACUCCUCAUCAGAAUUAUUUUGUUUGAAGUCCCUUGCUAAAGAGGCCUUUGACCUUGGAAGUGAACCAUAGGCAGUCGUUGUCCCCAAAUGGCCAACUGUAUUUCAUUACUGUUGCCUUUCAAUACCAAUCUUGAACUGCGUGAUGUCCUACAAGCUUGUCCGUGGUGUGUUUUUACUGGAAAACACGGGUGUGUGAAUCUUGUCGUCCAUCUGACAAAUUGAUCUUGAUACAGUUGUCACAUGUUGUCAGCUCUACCUGCACUGGAUGAAAAGUACACAUGCUUAUCAGCGUUGACAGUAAAGUUACUGAGGAUCCUGGGAAGUGAGCUGGUCAUAGAAGUGUUUGUCAAGAGAUGGGUUGGGCUCAAUAGAUACAGGUAAAAGGAAAUCCAAGUGGAAAUGAGAACUUCAACUUUCAACGUAGCAAGUUAUUGAAUACGCCUAUUGCAUGGUGUAAGGACAAGAGCAAAUGGGUAAAGCUUGUUUCCAAGUUUAAAAUUUAUUUUAAACCGUUUGCUAGCUAGAAAAGGCUUACACAAUUAUUAACUCCUGCCAAAAGGAAUCUUAAGGUAACUGCUUUUCUAAUUAUAACUUUGCUCUGUAGCCCACUGUAAUAUAAUUUCUUGCUCAGAGUAGUUCUCCCUGUAGCUAGUAGAAGAGGUUCACCUCAUCCUAUCUAUUUUGUUUUGGGUUAGCUAUCUGUUCUUCAUAGAUAUUGUUUUUUCUUUUUGUAUUUUUAAAUGUGUUCGCAGAUGCAUGUGAACGUGUAGACUUCAUGCUGAAUGUUUUCAUUAGAUUUAAGAGAGAUGAAAAGCUGUGACCUUUGGUCUUGCACAGUAUAGAUCUUCUGUUAGCCAGCCACAUAACUUAGGGGAACUCUUGGCAGUGAGAAGCCACAAAAAUUUAGGUGGGGUAUGUCAGAAGAAAGCAACAUUUGUGGCCUUUAGACCUCUGGAAUGGAAAGGAAAAUGUGCAAAUUGUUUGCAUGUGCCAGUUGUGUGGAGGUGCUUAAAUGAUGUGGUGAGAUGCUGGCUGAUUUUUUUUUUUAAGUGACUUUUCUAAGUGGUUUAUCUGUACAGUUUUAAGUUGCUGUACCUAGAAACCAGCCAAAUUAGGGGGGCAGAGAGGCAGGAGACAUUCUAAAGAAGUACCUAUAUGUUAAAAUCUGGGCACAGUUAAUUUGCAACCCUUCAGGUGCACGUUGGGCCUUUUCAUUUAUUUAACAGUGUAGAUAAUGUUGUGCACCAGGUGGUUCAGUAAGGUUUUAUUCUUGAUAAAUGUCAGAAAACUGACUGAAUGUGGGCUGGGCCUGAAGUCAGAGUAUAUGUAGUCAGACCUUAGAACAAGUGGCCAGUCUUUACCAGAUUAACCCCCUUCUGAUUCAUAAUUUUACAAUGUUUGCUCCUGUAGCCUUCUGAAAAAUUUUGAGCAUUUGUCUUGGAUUCCCUGUUGAGUAGAAUUUUAAUUAACAGCCCCCCAAAAUACGUGAUGCUUAUGGACCUUAGGAAAUCCUGGUGCCGGUUAGGUCAUGUGAACAUUUAGAAAGCACAUUACUUGAAAAUCUAGUGAACGUUAAAAAUAAAUGGUGAAAUUACUUCAGGUACUGCACCAGCCUUAUGUUCUGUGAUGUUGCAACUGCGUGUUUUUUCAUGAUGUAGUAUUUUUUUUUCCACAUAGUAGAGAUUCAUGCAAAAUACAAGAUGAAGGAGACCACAGAAGAGAAGCAUUAAAAACUGUUACAUGCAGUCCCGUAAAAUGCAGAAUAGAUUGGGGAAAAAAGUUUCCUAGCUUUUGGUGGUAGUAACUGUCAACU